This is a messenger RNA of Micromonas commoda, 729 nucleotides long. RefSeq lists its product with no specific name. Bases 1 to 729 code for a protein of 242 amino acids. The record is from RefSeq and is a predicted model, not a curated record. NCBI's taxonomy places the organism in Eukaryota, Viridiplantae, Chlorophyta, Mamiellophyceae, Mamiellales, Mamiellaceae. The transcript has a single exon.
AUGGCUCCGAUGUACUCCGACGCGAUGGGCGGGGCGGGGCGGGGCGACGAUCGCGAUCGCGCGCCGCGUGGCAGGAGCCGGAGCCGGAGCAGGGACCGCGACUACGGGCGGCGAGAACGCCGACACGACGCGUCGUCCUCCUCCUCCUCCUCCUCGUCUUUUUCCUCCCGAUCGCGCGACGGGCGUCGCGGGUGGGACGACGAUCGACGCCGCGAACGUCGCGGAUCGCGCGAUGCCCACCGGGGCAGGGAACGAGACCCGCGGGACUCGCGCCCGCCCGAGGACCGAAGGCGGAGCGGGGAGGGCUCGAGGGACGCGGGCGGUGGACGGGAUGGGUCUAGGGAUCGGCAUCAUCAUAGCCAUCGCGACCGCCGUUGGGAGGGUACGGAGAGAAGGCGCCGUGGCGACGAGUAUCGGGAUAGGUCUCGCGACGCGCGCGGGGGCGGUGGCGGCGGCGGGGAGGAAACUCGCGCCAAGGACGAGAAGAGGGAAUCGUCGCACCACCAUCAUCACCACAAGAAGCACAAGAAGGACAAGAAGGACAAGAAGGACAGGAAGGACAGGAAGGACAAGAAGCACAAGCGCAAAAGCGGCGACCGCGACGACCACAGGAUCAGCGCCGUGAGCGGCAAGCGGAUCAAGAUGAAGGUGGACAAGAGCAAGCAGGAUCUGGCGCUGGAGGACCAGCGGGCCAACCUCCUGGCGUACCUCAACGAUCUACACGACUGA